GUUAGUCACCAGCAGAAGAGAAAUUUCGAAAGAGACCUCACUGUCAGAAGGGCAGCCCACAACCACCUCGGCUCUCAGAGGAGACUGAGCUCCUCAGUGAAUGUGUCUGAAGAGUGGACCAGUGUGUCUGUCCACUAGGCAUGGAACCAAAGCGGAUCAGGGAGGGCUACCUCGUGAAGAAGGGAAGCAUGUUUAGCACCUGGAAACCCAUGUGGGUUGUACUGCUGGAAGACGGAAUUGAGUUUUAUAAGAAGAAAAGCGACAACAGCCCCAAGGGAAUGAUCCCCCUGAAAGGAAGUACUCUCACCAGCCCCUGUCAGGACUUUGGCAAAAGGAUGUUUGUAUUGAAGAUCACUACAACCAAACAGCAGGACCACUUCUUCCAGGCAGCCUUCCUGGAGGAGAGAGAUGCUUGGGUUCGGGACAUCAAGAAAGCCAUUAAAUGCAUCGAAGGAGGCCAGAAGUUUGCAAGAAAAUCCACAAGGAGGUCCAUUCGUCUGCCAGAAACUGUUGACUUGGGGGCUUUGUAUCUGUCCAUGAAAGACACUGAAAAGGGAAUAAAGGAGCUGAAUCUGGAGAAGGACAAGAAGGUUUUUAAUCACUGCUUCACAGGUAACGGUGUCAUUGACUGGCUGGUUUCUAACAAGCUGGUUCGGAAUCGCCAGGAAGGCCUCAUGAUCGCUGCAUCACUGCUCAGCGAAGGGUACCUGCAGCCUGCUGGGGAUCUGUCUAAGAAUGCGGCCGAUGGAAUAGCUGAAAACCCUUUCUUGGACAACCCCGAUGCUUUCUACUUCUUUCCAGACAGUGGAUUCUUCUGUGAAGAGAAUUCCAGUGAUGACGAUGUGAUUCUGAGAGAAGAAUUCAGAGGGGUCAUCAUCAAGCAGGGAUGUUUACUGAAGCAGGGUCACAGGAGGAAGAACUGGAAAGUGAGGAAGUUCGUCCUGAGAGAAGACCCGGCCUACCUGCAUUACUAUGACCCUGCUGGGGGUGAAGAUCCCCUGGGAGCAAUUCACCUGAGAGGCUGUGUGGUGACAUCAGUGGAGAGCAAUCCCGAUGGCAAGAAGAGCGAUGACGAGAACCUGUUUGAGAUCAUCACAGCAGACGAAGUUCAUUAUUACUUGCAGGCGGCCACUCCCAAGGAGCGUACUGAGUGGAUCAAGGCUAUCCAAGCGGCUUCACGGACUGGGAAGUAAGGACAAUGUUCCAGUCAUCAUCCCCUCCUGAGGGAAGCACUUGUGUGGAUAAAUAAGCCCAGUCCAUGACUUGUCCACGCCCAUGACAAUUCUACCAGAAAAAAGUAGGAGUGAGAAGUGUUUGUCUCCAUGUAACGAACCGUGUGCCACAUGAUGUUACCUGCACCAUGCACUCACUCUAGUCUCUCUACCCCGUCUGUCUCACAAGCCAUAUAACGAACUAUGAGAGGAGGAGGUGACACAGGCUUUCCAGGCCUUGGGGCCUCGUGUGGAAAAUGAAGGCAUGGACUAGGAUAUCUCUGAGGUCCUUGCUAGUUGAAAAAAAAAAAGCCAAAUAGCAAAUAAAUACAUAAUGUCCUCUGAUUAUAAUACCCAUAGAAGUGAAAUUGUCUCCAAUUGUCCUGCUGGCAUCCUUUUGGGGCCAAGUUGUGGCUCUCAGCUCUCAUCACAUGUGCCAGGUCUUAGACAUCGCCUGUCUUUGAAACUGUUACCAAGGUGUACUGAGAACACUGAGUGAUUCUUUGUUCCCUGGUCAUUUAGCUGUCGCUCUUGGCUGAGAUUAUGUGAAGUAAUGAGGCAGUAUGCUUGCUUUCUAGUCUGCUCACUCAGACACUUCUCAAGAGCAGCUUUCUGUCUUCAGGGACUUUCCACAGCCUUUGCUGUAGUAUUUCCUGAGAAAUGGACUCAAGGAAGCCACAGCCAGCCGAGGGUCUUCCAGGUGCUGCAGAUGCUUACAUUAAGGUCUGGAAGUCUCCCUUGUGUUUUUCUGAGAGCAUUAUGCAUCACUUCUCAUAACUAGAAGGUGACCCCAAGCCCUUGAGUUUCUCUUGAGGUUUACGGAAAAGUGGUUCCUGUGGGGUCCUUGAAUGUGUGAGGGGCCCGGGCAGCUGUCUGGCUAGUGUGUCACUCAUCUGCAGAGAGUGGACAGGACUGGGCUGCAAGGCAAGCUGAACAGAUGACAGACCUAUGCAGUGUCAGUACUGAGGGCCUGGAAUCUAUGCAGAGCUUGUGGUGCAGGCUGUCAAAGUCAUGGAGAUCCUACAAACCUCCCCUUCUCAAUACCACGUAGUUCCCUAGUCUGAAGUGCACGCAGCUUCCAUUUGGGCUCUGAGAGCUUCCUGGUCCUGUUCAAAAUGGAAGCUCGUUUGUAACUUUUCACUCUGACUAAUCACUAAUUACUUCUGUUCCAAAGUAUGAAACAAAGUAUUCAUGUAAA
Molecule: messenger RNA, 2409 nt
Organism: Peromyscus eremicus (cactus mouse)
Lineage: Eukaryota; Metazoa; Chordata; Mammalia; Rodentia; Cricetidae
Gene: Plek
Product: pleckstrin
Exons: 9
Coding region: 141-1193 (350 amino acids)
Biological process (GO): intracellular signal transduction; actin cytoskeleton organization
Cellular component (GO): plasma membrane
Source: RefSeq, a predicted model, not a curated record